This is a messenger RNA of Peronospora belbahrii, 393 nucleotides long. Lineage: Eukaryota; Oomycota; Peronosporomycetes; Peronosporales; Peronosporaceae. The record is from the annotation of a GenBank genome assembly.
AUGACCAAGGAAUACACGCUCGACGAAAUUCGCCGUCUUGCUGACACGGAUCCAGAGAAGCUUGCACAGGAGUACCAGGCUUCACGUGCUGCUACUGCUAAUCUUGUCGACCGUGCUCGCGCUGGUAUCGCUGCGCGUUCGGCCAACCCGCCUACCAACAAGUUUAACGCUUGGGCACAGGGUUAUGGCAAUCGUUUUAUCUACAAUGGCAGUAUGAAGCCUCUUGCGCAUAUGAUGCUUAUUAUUGGGGGGUGCUGGAUGUGCUGUCGAGUGGUGGUGCCACCACAGACACGCUUAUGGGGAGAAGAAGGAAGAGGAGCAUCAUUAGAUGUGUGGAAUUGCUCUAUAUCUUCAAGCUACUGUGACGAGGAAUGCUGGAUUCGUAAGAGAUGA